Messenger RNA from Nothobranchius furzeri (turquoise killifish), 2545 nucleotides. RefSeq names its product programmed cell death 1 ligand 1. The record is from RefSeq and is a predicted model, not a curated record. Gene Ontology annotation, cellular component: external side of plasma membrane. NCBI's taxonomy places the organism in Eukaryota, Metazoa, Chordata, Actinopteri, Cyprinodontiformes, Nothobranchiidae. Gene Ontology annotation, biological process: negative regulation of T cell proliferation; T cell costimulation; immune response.
CGUGGCUGCAGAUAAAAGAAUUACAGCUGAUGGGUUCAGUCAGGAGGACCCUGUCGUCUCUGGUGAUCAGGACUAAAGACGUCUGUGAGAAACUGUAACAUCUCAGGGAGAAGAUGAUCUGCAGGAUCCUGCUGCUCAUCAUCCUCAACUCCUGUCUCUGUGCAGCAACAUUUGUAGUCAAUGUGACACAGAGCUCCUAUCAGGCAGAGGAGAACCACAAUGUCACUCUGGAAUGGACCUUCACCACCACACCUGGUACAUCCUGGACUCACCUGUUCAUCCGCUGUGAGCUGACGACUGAUCACAGAGCAUCAGUCCUGUAUCAGGUCCACGAAGGCGUUGAGGUGUCAGAGUCUCAGGAUCAACAGUUUGCAGGACGAGUCCAGAGUGACAAAGACGUCCUCAGAGAAGGACGACUCAGACUUCAUGUGUCCAGACUCAGACCUGAAGACUCUGGUCUCUACCUGUGUGAGGUGAAAACAGAUUACGGCUCCAGCGUUCAAAACUGUCGACUCAGCGUCUCAGCAGCAGCAGAUCAGCUCCACACUCGGAGACCUCUGACUCCAGAACCGGGGAACCACACGUGGAUCUACCUCUUCAUUGGACUGAUACUGACACCGGCUGCAGUGUCGCUGGUGUUGAAACUUAAAAAGUCUUACUACAGGAAAAAGAAGGGCCAGCAGUCUUAUAGAAACUCCAGACUAAAUCAGAGAAUAAGAACUUAAUGUAAAUAAAGCUUUUAUAUGAUUUUUCACCUUUGAUGUUUGUGAAAUCCUUCAUCUGACGUGCAUUUUGUAAAAAUGUAAAUAAUCUAAAUUAAAUUUUUAUUGACAGCAUCUGUUUUGCUCUCAUGAGUAACCUAGGUGAUGGACUGACUCGGUUGACAGGUUCUGGUUCCAGAGGAGAUUGAAGCUCACAGCUCUGACAGCUACAGAACCUUCUGGUCCAAAGAGGGUUCUUCAGAGAGACGAGCUGCUGAUCGAACCGCAGCUGAUCUGAGUUCUCAGAUGAUGACUGAAACCGGCGUGAAGAAAAGAACAUUUAUUAUUUAGCAGUAACACAAGGAAGAGCUUGACCACCAUUUAAAUAAUCCCAAAAAUACUAAUCUUUAGUUUUUCACUAAAGAAAACGGGCGGAGGUAGGGGCAGCCAUCAGAAGCUGACCUGCUGCUGUGACCUCCUGAGGCUCUGCCACGGCUGCUGACCAUCACACAGGAACAGGAGGUUCAUUUUAGAGAACCCUAGAUGUGUUUAGGCUGUUUGUCAAACUAAACAAAGACCCCAGUCAUCACAAAAGUGUGCACGACUUCCUGUUUUAUAAGAGUUCACAAACAAAACGGCUCAUUUAUGGGUCAAAAUAUGUUUUUAUUUACAGUUGAAAUACAAAAACAACAAAUACGAUUUUUCUGGACCCUCUCCUGGGGUCCAGCUGUAAAAGCUGCUUCACUAGUAGAAGGAUGAGAUUUCAGUUGUACAUCACAGUUGAUUCAAUGCAUGAACAUGGAUGUGGAGUGGAAACAGCCUGGAGAGUUCUGCUAACACUCCGCACAGAAGCUGCAUCCUAUCUGGCUUUCAUCUGGACUCUUUCACUUUUUCUUAUUUGUGUAGAAAAAAAACAAAAAUCAUCAGCACCACCAGUCCCAGACCAGAGUAGACACCGAUCAUCCACACCUUCAUCUCCUCACGCUUAGACUACUGUAGAGAUAUAAGACACCACCUUGUGUCAAAUUUUUUGACAGGUCUAUUGUUCUUUGACCUUUUUGACCUUUCCCCCAACCCACCGUUCGUCAAACUUGACAGGAGUAUUGUCUGUAGUCCCUUUUGUGAUGUGAUCUUUAAUGACCCUGUAUGUCAAGAAAUGAAUGUUGUGUAAUGACGCAUGAAGUCUCCUUUUGUCUGAACUGUUUUAGUUAAGCCUGAUAACUGUUUUUGUGUUACCCCCUCCUUUCAUACGUGAGAGCCCACGGCCCUCCCUCCAGCCCUGCUUGGCUUUUUAAAAGCUCGAAUCCAUUUCAGCGGACAGACUGAGAUCGUAUCAGAAUGGUGAAAGGCCGAAGAAAUACCUCUAAGAAAAUGGUGAAGCAAGAGUCUACAACCUCUACCUGAGAGGAAAAGGAGGUGAAGGAGGAGAGCCAAGAGGAGAAGGAAGAAGCGUCUACGACCGAUGCUUCAACCUCUAAACGAGAGAGCGUGGACACACCGUCGCCGCUGUCACAGACCUUGCUCUGUGGUAAAUCCAAAGCGAUCCAUUAGCUGCCCGCAGGAGGUGGUGCUCCCCGCAAAUCUACAAUCAAAUAAUAAUAAUAAUAAUAAAUGAAUCUCUAACUUUUGAUGUUUCUGUUUUAAAAUCCUUCAUCUACUGACAUUUACUGUGUAUAAAAUGUAUAUAUUGUACAUAAAAUGUGAUAAAGUACAUGACUAAUGGAGUGACCCAGUCUACAUGAGGUUCUGGUUCCGGAGGAGAAGCGACAGAACCAUCUGGAACAUGAGAGCAGCUGCAAGAAAACAUGAAUCCUGUAAAGUUAACAUCAAACUCAGAGUUUUGU